AUGCGCGCUUUCGGACCAAUCGCCGCCAACGGCGCGGGCGUUCGGACCAAUCGCCGCCAACCGCGCGCGCUGGAGGUGGUACCUCUCCCCGAGAGGAUCAAGAGGAGGGUGGAAGCGAAGAGGGACGCGGCCUUUGAGCCCCCCGAGCCGAGCGGGGGGCAGGCAGGUGGCCUUGGUGCUGGCGGUGACCUGCUGGUACCUGGCAGCAGAGGGUGGCGGGAGGCCCUGGCGUCAUCUGAAGCAGCGUCUGGUGGCAGCCAGAAUGGCACGUGCGGCGUUGAGAGGCCUUCUUUGUGCCCGCUGCCAGCCCCUCAAUCUCACCCCACAGACCAGCCUGAUACACCCCUGGUAAGCGGAGGAUGCCCAGGAACAUCCCCGCUUCCCAAGAAGGUAAAAUACAGUCAGAAGGAAAGGGAGGCAGUGUGCCAGGCUGCGUGGCAGAGGAGGAAGGAGCGAGAAGCACAGAGGAGGCAGCAGGAGCAGGAAAAAGAGAAGAAGCGAGCCCUUGCCAAGAUGCUGAAAGCUCAGCGACCGGGAGAGUGCCAGAAAUACAUAACAGUGGUGCUACAUCCAGCUCUCUUGCAGGUUGACAGUGGUGGACAGAUCCUUAGUGCUUUGCAGGCUGCAAAUUAUUCCUGUGUGGUUGAGAGUCAGGCUGUUCCCUGCAGCAUCACCUGGAGGAGAAAGACUGUGUCACCUCAGGUGGAAGAAGGAGACGAAUGGACAGAAGAACCAAAUGUCCUGGUUCUGCUUCGCCUGGAGGAGUUUUUAUCCAUGGUUCACAACUACGUACAAGAGGCCCAGGGCUGUACAGAAGGACAGAAGGAGACCCUACAGAGUUAUGUAGCUCAUGCGAUGGAGCAAAUGCCUGGGAAAAUUCUAGCACUGGCAGUAGCUGGAGUAGAAAAUUAUUUCAGGUCUCUCAAGGAUCAGUCGAAAAAGAGACCGCGACAGGCAGCAGUGAGUGGAAACCAAGAAGAGGAACAGAGGAAACAAAGAAAAAAGGAUGUUAAGGGUUCUGGCCUGGAGAUAUCCAGAAUGGACAUGGAAGAAGCCUUGGUGGAUCUGCAGCUGGGGAAACAAGUUCAAGUCAGCUUUUUUGAGAGCUGGGAGGAGCUGGGAGAGUUUGCCACUAUGUUCACAAAAGCUGUAGCCGAAGCACCGUUCAAGCGACAGCGAGAGAAGACGGGGUUCUCUUUCUACUUAGAGAAGGGGUGGUGUGGAGGGGUGAAGGUGGAUCAUUCGGGAAAGGGUCUCUUGGAAGUUUGGAAGAGGCAGAUACAACAAUUUAACCGUGUCAGCAUCGAGAUGGCUGAGGCUGUUGUGUCUGUGUACCCUUCUCCUCAGCUUCUCAGCCAGGCCUACAGCAGGUGCUCCUCAGAGCGGGAGCAGGAAAACCUGCUGGCUAAUAUUCCUGUGCGCCGCGGUGACGGUGUGACAGCCACCUCUCGGCGGAUUGGACCCGAACUUUCCCGACGAAUCUAUCUGCAGAUGACUUCCCAUGAUCCUGAUCUCUAUUUGGAUAUCACUGGGUAG
Messenger RNA from Eurypyga helias (sunbittern), 1536 nucleotides. RefSeq names its product essential meiotic structure-specific endonuclease 1 (gene EME1). The transcript has 9 exons. Gene Ontology annotation, molecular function: DNA binding; nuclease activity. The record is from RefSeq and is a predicted model, not a curated record. Gene Ontology annotation, biological process: replication fork processing; mitotic intra-S DNA damage checkpoint signaling; resolution of meiotic recombination intermediates. The coding region runs from base 1 to 1536 and encodes 511 amino acids. Gene Ontology annotation, cellular component: nucleus; Holliday junction resolvase complex. Lineage: Eukaryota; Metazoa; Chordata; Aves; Eurypygiformes; Eurypygidae.